CUCAUCUCUUUUCAUCCCAUUCUCACAACUCACAACUCUCUCUGUCAGCCACAACCAGCAAUGGCGAGUCUACCGAGCACCAUGUUCAGCUCCGUGCACCUCCAUAGGGCAGCGGUGGUGGGCUCCACCACCAGGCUCCGCUCCCUCCCAAAAUUGAAAGUAAAAGUCGGGCGAGGGGGCGGAGCAACGUGCAUGGCGACGUACAAGGUGAAGCUCAUAACACCGGACGGAGAGGCAGAGUUCGAGUGCGGGGACGACGUUUACAUCGUGGACAGGGCGGAGGAGAAGGGCAUUGAGCUGCCCUACUCUUGCCGCGCAGGAGCUUGCUCCUCCUGCGCCGGGAAGGUGGUCAGCGGGGCAGUGGACCAGUCGGACGGAAGCUUCCUCGACGACGACCAGAUGAAGGAGGGAUGGGUGCUCACGUGCGUCGCUUAUCCCACCUCCGACCUCGUCAUUCAAACCCACAAGGAGGCUGAACUCACCUUUUAAUUCACUUGUAUUCUCAAUAUUGGAGUAUUUAAAUUACUUCAUUAAUCUCAUUUAACUACGGAGUAAGAUAUACGUCCAACUACUUUAGUUUUA
This is a messenger RNA of Salvia hispanica, 582 nucleotides long. The record is from RefSeq and is a predicted model, not a curated record. NCBI's taxonomy places the organism in Eukaryota, Viridiplantae, Streptophyta, Magnoliopsida, Lamiales, Lamiaceae.